Erythranthe guttata (spotted monkey flower) is the source of this 3564-nucleotide messenger RNA. RefSeq names its product putative LRR receptor-like serine/threonine-protein kinase RFK1. The record is from RefSeq and is a predicted model, not a curated record. Lineage: Eukaryota; Viridiplantae; Streptophyta; Magnoliopsida; Lamiales; Phrymaceae. Gene Ontology annotation, biological process: protein phosphorylation. Gene Ontology annotation, molecular function: ATP binding; protein binding; protein serine/threonine kinase activity.
UAUCAGAGUUGAAUAAUCAAAGUAUGCAACUACAUUUAAUUAAUUGAAUUAAAUAUCAUUACAAAGCAAAAGAAAAUUAUAGUCCAAUUUCUAUUUAUACCAACAAUUUUAAUCCGGAUUUCAAUCGGGUCAAAACAGUAAAAUACAAAUAUAGAAAAAAUAACCCAUAAUAGCCACCUUUAUUAUUCAAACAAACAAAAUAAAGGAUGGAGUUUUAUCUCAGUUGUACUGUUACUCUCUCUCUCUCUCUCUCUCAAUCUGCUUUUUUGGACCGACUCAAACCAGCGCACAGUUUUUCUUUCUUACAUAAGCGCACAGUUAGCAGUUCACAUAUAUAUACAUACUGCUAAAUUGCUAAUGUAUGUAAAAAAGUAUAAUUUAUUUAAAUUUUAGCAUCACGCUGUAAAUUAGUGCUUAAAUUUUGAUGUUUGGGGAAGAUGCUUCUCAGAGAAACUGUUGUUUACUGGUUUUUUGCCGUUUGUUGUUUGGGGUUUUUGAGGUUGUCGGAAUCGCAGGUGCCGCAGGAAGAGGUGAUUGCUCUCCAACAAAUUGCUUCAGAAAUGGGUUCGACAUCGUGGAGUUUCAAUGCCGAUUUAUGUGAACUGGAUAUGGUUGGGGUUUCGCCUACGCCCCCGAGUGGCUCCGAGGGAUAUGUUGAAUGUAAUUGCAACUAUAACAACAACACCGUUUGCCAUGUUACAAAAAUUGUGAUUAAGGGUUAUAAUCUUCCUGGAACUCUCCCUCCUGGUAUCGUGAAACUUCCUUACCUUGAAUAUAUUGAUUUUGCUUACAAUCUUCUCACCGGUACAAUUCCAGGAGAAUGGGCUUCGUUGCGGUUGGAUUUCAUAUCUGUCCUUGUAAACCGUUUAUCAGGGCAAAUACCGAAGGAAUUGGGAAACAUCACUAGCCUUACUUACCUGAAUCUUGAGGUGAACCGAUUUUCAGGUGCUAUUCCUCCUGGUAUGGGGAAGUUGAUGAAUUUAAAGACUCUGAUCUUGUCCUCAAACCAACUAACUGGAGAAUUGCCGACAUCGUUUUCAAAUUUGACAAACUUAAUCGACUUUAGGAUAAACGACAACAACUUAAAUGGACGAAUACCCGACUUUAUCCAGAACUGGAAACAGCUUACUAAACUAGAAAUGUUUGCAAGUGGACUGAAGGGGCCGAUUCCCGUAAACAUAUCUCUCCUAGAUAUGUUAGUUGACUUGAGAAUUAGUGACCUAAAAGGGCCGGCCCAGGAAUUUCCGAUGCUAAGGAGUACUACAGGCUUAGCAACAUUGAUAUUGAGAAACUGUAACAUUACUGGAGAAAUCCCGGCGUAUAUUUGGAGGCUUAGGGUUCUACAGAUGUUGGAUGUCAGUUUCAAUAAGUUAGUCGGGACGAUCCCGAAUCACAUUGCGAGAAAUCUGAAACUUGUGUUUCUGACUGGAAACAUGCUGAGUGGAAACGUACCCGAUGCACUCAUGAAGGAUGGAAGCAACAUUGAUCUAUCGUACAAUAAUUUUACUCUGCAAGGCCCUGAUGAACCUGCUUGUCAACCGAACAUGAAUCGGAACGUAAACUUGUUCAAAGGCUCAUCUACAGUGAAUACAUUACAAAGAAUCCUUCCAUGUACCAGAGAUGUAGGCUGCCCGAAGUAUAAAUGUUCGUUGCAUGUCAAUUGUGGUGGAGAGAAUCUAAAUCUCAAAGAAAGCAAUCGGAGAGUUAUUUACGAAGGAGACACCGGAGGUGAUGCCGCGAGAUUCCUAAGCGAUAACUACUGGGGCUUUGUUAGCACCGGUGAUUUCAUAGACGAACCUAUUUACCAACACUCACGAUCUAUCGUAACUACAUCGACAACAAAUCUCCCCGACUUAUACAGUAGGGCCCGCCUCAGCCCUCUUUCACUUACGUAUUUCCAUUAUUGCUUGGAGAAUGGGAGUUACAAUGUGAGCUUGCACUUUGCCGAAAUACUCUUCGCAAACGACAGUACGUAUCACAGUCUUGGAAGGCGAAUGUUUGAUAUAUACAUCCAGGAAAUAUUAGUUAGGGAAGAUUUCAAUAUAGAAAACGAAGCUCGUGGAGUUCGAAAGCCCGUCGUUAGAUACUUCAAUGCCACAGUGGCAGAUAGUACAUUGGAGAUCCGUUUUUACUGGGCUGGUAAAGGGACUACACGAAUUCCCAAUAGAGGAGAUUAUGGUUCUCUCAUAUCGGCUAUUUCAGUUAAUCCAAACUUUAAAGUGUGUUCAGAUGGCAACAAGAAGAAUGUAACUGCUUAUAUAGUAGGUCCAGUUGUGGCGGUGUGCGUUAUUUUCUUGAUGUUAAGCAUCCUUUGGUGGAAAGGUUACUUAAAAGGCAAAAAACGACGUGGAAAAGAAUUUGAAGGUCUAGAAUUCCAAACGGUUGCUUUCACUCUGAAACAAAUUAGAGCUGCUACUAACAACUUCGAUCCUUCAAACAAGAUUGGAGAAGGUGGUUUCGGUCCUGUUUUCAAGGGUGUACUACCCGAUGGUACUGUAAUUGCCGUAAAGCAGCUCUCGUCUAAAUCAAGACAAGGCAACCGCGAGUUCUUGAAUGAAAUCGGCAUGAUUUCUUGUUUACAGCACCCAAAUCUCGUGAAGCUGUACGGGUGCUGUAUCGAAGGAGAUCAGUUGCUAGUCGUAUACGAGUAUAUGGAUAACAACAGCCUUGCACAUGUUUUAUUCGAUUCGAAGGAAAGCCAAUUGAUGCUGGACUGGCCCACAAGGUUCCAGAUUUGUAUCGGGAUCGCAAGAGGGUUAGCUUUUCUACACGAGGAAUCGAGGCUGAAAAUUGUGCAUCGAGACAUUAAAGCCACUAACGUGUUGCUGGAUAAAGAUCUCAACCCUAAAAUAUCGGAUUUCGGAUUGGCUAGGCUAAAUGAAGACGAGAAGACUCACAUUAGCACCAAAGUUGCUGGCACAAUAGGAUAUAUGGCACCGGAAUAUGCUCUAUGGGGUUACCUCACCGACAAAGUAGACGUUUACAGCUUCGGGGUCGUGAUUUUGGAAAUCGUCAGUGGGAAAAGCAACAACAACUACAUGCCGAGCCGUAAUUUUGUUUGCCUUCUCGAUUGGGCUAAUCACUUGCAAGAAAGUAAAAAAAUCGACGAACUAAUCGACGAGAGGUUGGGUUCGAGCAUGAAGAGAGAGGAAGUAGAGAGGGUGGUGAAAAUAGCAGUUUUGUGCACGAACGCGACUCCGUCCGUGCGGCCUACAAUGACUGAGGUUGUGCAAAUGCUCGAAGGAAAAAUGGAUAUUCCAGAUUCGAUUCCUGAAGGAAGCACGUACACUAAUGACGUCAGGUUUAGAGCUAUGAAAGAUUUCCACCAGGAUAGGCAAAAACAGAGCUCCACGUGGACCCCGUCGCAGGAUUCGACUGCCGUACGAACCGAUCCGGCUUUUUCUUCGUCCACGUCUGGUUUUAAUGAGAUUAGUAGAGACAAUGUAUUACAUUGAUAUUGUAAAUUUGUAAUUACUUUCACAUUUACUGAUACAUGUAAGGCUAAUUUUGUUGUUGUAAAAAAAAAAACACACUGUAAUAUUAAUUUAAUCGGAAAUUAUAUUA